Molecule: messenger RNA, 1105 nt
Organism: Meleagris gallopavo (turkey)
Lineage: Eukaryota; Metazoa; Chordata; Aves; Galliformes; Phasianidae
Source: RefSeq, a predicted model, not a curated record
UCCGCUGAGGUGUCGUGGCCCUCGGCAGCCGCCGUCGUGUGUCUCUGUUGGCCGGGCGCUGCCGGAGGGGUUCAGCGCGAGCGGAGCAACCAUGAGCCGCAGCUACAACGAUGAGCUGCAGUACCUGGACAAGAUCGACAAGAACUGCUGGCGGAUCAAGAAGGGCUUCGUGCCCAACAUGCACGUGGAGGGAGUUUUCUACGUGAACGACCCGCUAGAGAAGCUGAUGUUCGAGGAGCUGCGCAACGCCUGCCGCGGCGGAGGUGCGGGUGGCUUUUUGCCUGCUAUGAAACAGAUUGGGAAUGUGGCUGCAUUGCCUGGAAUCGUUCAUAGAUCCAUAGGCCUGCCAGAUGUCCACUCUGGCUAUGGCUUUGCCAUUGGCAACAUGGCAGCCUUUGAUAUGAAUGAUCCUGAAGCAGUGGUGUCACCAGGUGGUGUCGGAUUUGACAUCAACUGCGGUGUCCGCUUACUGCGUACAAAUUUGGAUGAAAGUGAUGUGCAGCCUGUGAAGGAGCAGCUUGCCCAGGCUAUGUUUGACCACAUUCCUGUCGGUGUUGGUUCAAAGGGUGUCAUCCCCAUGAAUGCCAAGGAUUUGGAAGAGGCUCUAGAGAUGGGUGUAGACUGGUCUCUCCGGGAAGGCUAUGCCUGGGCAGAGGACAAGGAACACUGUGAGGAGUAUGGAAGAAUGCUGCAGGCUGAUCCCAACAAAGUCUCUUCGAGAGCAAAGAAGAGGGGCCUGCCUCAGCUGGGGACCCUGGGAGCAGGAAAUCACUAUGCUGAGAUCCAGGUUGUGGAUGACAUUUACAAUGAAUAUGCUGCCAGGAAGAUGGGCAUCGACCACAAAGGACAGGUUUGCGUCAUGAUCCAUAGCGGCAGCAGAGGUUUGGGCCACCAAGUUGCCACAGAUGCAUUGGUGGCUAUGGAAAAAGCUAUGAAACGGGACAAAAUCAUAGUGAACGAUCGCCAGCUAGCGUGUGCCAGGAUUGCCUCUGUGGAGGGGCAGGAUUACUUGAAGGGAAUGGCAGCUGCUGGAAACUAUGCGUGGGUCAACCGCUCUUCUAUGACUUUCUUAACAAGACAGGUAUGAGCAGAAUUGCCUCUGAUG